AUGAUUAAAAAUAACCAACUAGAACGAAUAAAAAGAAAUCAACAUAAGGAUAAAUAUGACAAGAAAAAGGAUAAAGACAAAAAGAAAAGAAAAGCUAAGAACAAAAUUAAAGGCAAAAAAGACAAAAGGAAGGCCAAAGAUAAAACAAAUAAAAAGAAAAGCAGUGAUAAAAAAGAUAAAAAGGAUAAAAAAGAUAAAAAGGAUAAAAAAGAUAAAAAAGAUAAAAAAGAUAAAAAAGAUAAAAAGAAAAACAAAGACAAAGACAAAGACAAAGACAAAGACAAAAAAGAUGAACAACCUAUUGUUUCAGGUUCAAAGUAUGCUGGUUUCAAAAACCCCACUAGCACUAGCUUUACUAGUGACGAUUAA
Messenger RNA from Gordionus sp. m RMFG-2023, 369 nucleotides. RefSeq lists its product as uncharacterized. Bases 1 to 369 code for a protein of 122 amino acids. The transcript has 2 exons. The record is from RefSeq and is a predicted model, not a curated record. NCBI's taxonomy places the organism in Eukaryota, Metazoa, Nematomorpha, Gordioida, Chordodea, Parachordodidae.